This is a messenger RNA of Colletotrichum tamarilloi, 2265 nucleotides long. RefSeq lists its product as uncharacterized. The record is from RefSeq and is a predicted model, not a curated record. Gene Ontology annotation, molecular function: FAD binding. The transcript has 6 exons. The coding region runs from base 1 to 2265 and encodes 754 amino acids. NCBI's taxonomy places the organism in Eukaryota, Fungi, Ascomycota, Sordariomycetes, Glomerellales, Glomerellaceae.
AUGACCUUCAAGAUCGUCAUUGUCGGCGGUAGCGUCGCUGGCUUGGCGCUCGCCAACAUGCUCGAGAAGUUCAACAUUGACUAUGUUGUUCUCGAAGCCUAUCCUGAGAUUGCCCCCCAGGUUGGAGCCAGUAUUGGACUAUUGCCCAAUGGCUUGCGGAUUCUCGAUCAGCUCGGUUGUUACGAAGCGUACCGGGCCAAAGCUGAGGACCAAGUAUACCAAAAUGCCUACCUCAGGCGAGAGAAUGGUGAAAUCUUCAGCUACCAACAUGAUUUGAUGGACAUGUGGGAGAAAAUGUUAGGAUAUCCAAUGAUCUUCAUCGACAGGCAGAUGCUUAUUCAAGUUCUGUACGAGAACUUGAAACACAAGGAUAGAGUGCUCACUUCUCAACGAGUUGUAUCCGUGGAAUUUACCGAAUCUGGUGCUCUUGUCACCACCAAAGACAACAAGGUCUUCAGCGGGGACAUUGUCGUCGGAGCUGAUGGAAUCCACAGCACGGUAAGGAAGGAGAUGUGGCGACAAGCGCCGACCGGAUACUUCCCCCUGGAUGAGGAAUCCAAGGUCCCUGCCUCCACUUUGUGUGUCUUUGGCAUCUCUCACAGGCCCAAGGCAUACCCCGGAGCCAGUCAGCACAACAAGAUGUCGCCUGGUCAUAGCUACUUUGUAAUGGCUGCGCCGGGAGACCGCGUGUACUGGUUUUUGUUCAUGGAGUUGAAGACUCUCUAUGGUAGAGAUAUCCCGAGGUAUACCAAGGCCGACGAGGAGCGUAUUAUCAAGCAGCACUGGGACGACCAGAUUCUGGAAGACAUGACACUUGGUGACCUUUACGAGAAACGUAUUGCUACGACGCUGGCGCCGCUUCAAACCUAUGUCUUUGAGAAGUGGCACUACAAGAGGGCCAUCACCAUCGGAGAUUCUGCACACAAGGUCGAUCCCGUGACGGGUCAAGGCGGUAAUGGAGCAAUCGAAUCAGCUGCACAUCUGGUCAACGCCUUGUUGCGUAAUCUUGACCAGACCCCCAGUGGUCUUAGUGAGAAGCAGUUGGAGAGCAUCUUUGCUGAGGUGCAAGAAAAGCGCUUUGAACGUGCUCAACACAUUGUCAAGCAAGGCUACUGGCUCCAGGACGCCUUCACGCUACGAACCAGAAUGGGUAAGAUGAUUGCGCGUUACUUAAUGCCUUUGCUGGGCUCCUUCGGAGUCGUCUACCGGGGCGUCGAGUUCUGCGCCCCCGCAACGAAGCUGGAGAGACUAGAAGUGCCUCAUCGUCCUAGAGCGGUGUUGUUCGAGGAUGAGUUGCCAGCGAAGCCACUCAAGGGCUUGGGCAGUCUGAACAAGCUCUUCUCUGUCGCAUUCAUGUGUAUACUCUGUGCCGUCGCGGCAGGGGUGUUGCGUCUGCCUAGGAGCCUGGAGACGCUGGUCGACGUCCUGUGCUCUUCCAACCAUGGAGAUGCGUCGAUGCUGCCGGCUAUCGAGUUCAUGACCAACACUGCGGCGCUCAUUGCUCUCGCCUUGGCUGACUUGAACCGCGUGGGAAACCAGCUGACAUCUGUGACCUUAAUCGUAAUCUUUACCAUCUUCAACAACACGCUCGGCCCAGGUGGUUUUGCCCCAAUUUCUUGUGUCUUUGCUCAUUGGUCUUGCAACACCAUUGUCGGCAGACACGUUCCCCUCGAGAACGCCAAGAGGGUGUUGCCCAUCACGGCCGCGGGAUAUCUCCUACCCGCAGCCGUCGCGCUGUAUCGCCAGGACGCAAACUCAAUCAACGUCUGGCGCAAUGCGCCAAUACUGUGCUUCUUGUUGGCUAGGAGUCUCUCUGUGUUUGGACUACAAUCUGGAUCUCAGCAACCUGAGAACGAAGAGACCAAGUUACAGAGCACGAGAGAAAAGUACCAAAACAUGUUCGCCAAGGCAGAUCUCCCGGUUCUUGGCCUUGUCUACUACACGACUCUGGCAAUCUCCGCAGUCAUCCAUCUCACCAAUGUUGCUCUCUUCGGUUUGAAGUACAGCUUGUUUGGUGGUGAGAACGCGGCCUUGAUGGCUCUGGGUCUGUCGAAGCUGGAUAUUCUGAUCUUCACGUUCUGUUCGCUGCUGCUUGCCCUCGGCACGGCGCCGUGGAGUUUGCGACUUUGCGGAUACAUCAACACGAAGAAAGCCUUGACUCAGGCCGCAGCAGUGAUUCUGGGAUCGGCCGUUGUUGGUCCCGCGGCAACGCUCGCAGGUAUUACUGCGUAUCGAGAGGGUAUUGUCGCAGGUCUGAGCCAGUAG